Molecule: messenger RNA, 1079 nt
Organism: Neolamprologus brichardi
Lineage: Eukaryota; Metazoa; Chordata; Actinopteri; Cichliformes; Cichlidae
Source: RefSeq, a predicted model, not a curated record
AGUGAGAAUGGAGGAGGGAAAUGGUGUUUUUCAGACACUUGUCUGUGAAGACGAUUUGCACGAGGAAGAGUAUCCUCCUUACCAUCAGUCUAACAGGAUACAAGUGUCCAUGUUCACUAUGAGUCCUGGGAGACGCCACAGACUGGCUGCAGUGUGCCUGGCGCUUCUUGCUGCUGUUCUUCUGAUACUGAAUAUUGGCCUGGGGAUCCACUACAACAAACUCACAGACACUCACCUCACCCUCGAUGAUACCGAACGCAUCAGCAAAGAGCUCAUCAACCUCCAGGACACUUACAAGACUGCAGUGGAAACCAUGAAGGAUGCCAGCAAGCAGGUGGACAGUGAGAUGAGCCGUCAGACACAAACCAACUGGGAGUUUGAACACCAGACAAAAAGAAGCAAUGACUAUAAAAGUCAGAUGGAAAAAAUCACAAAGGAAAUUGAAACCAUGAGAUCAUAUUUACCAAUGCUUAGCGAUGGCUGCAAACACUGUCCUGCAGGAUGGAUUUUAAUGAACUCUGUAUGUUACUACUUCCCCUUGAAAUCAAAUGAAAUCAAAACAUGGAAGGAAUCCAGAGAUUUCUGUCAGCUGCAGGGAGGAGAUCUUAUAAUCAUAGACAGCCAAGAUGAAGAGAACUCAACAGUCAAUUACUUGAUAAAUCAUCAAGCUGCCCCGAGACAAACUCGUGACCUGGUCUGGGAGCCUCCCUUUCCUCAUGGACCUUGGAUGGCUCACAGAGACCCUGAGUUGGAUUGGAUAAGAAGAAACCAUUAUCAAGAUACGUCUCGUACUCCGCCGUUCUGGAUCGGACUGAGAGACGUCCAUGAGGAAGGGACUUGGAAAUGGUGGGAUGGAACAUUACUUGCUGAAGGGUACUGGAACGAUGGAGAACCAAAUGAUCAAAACAAUGAGGACUGUGCAGCGUUGCGUCCCAAAGAAAACUUCUACAAGAGCUGGAACGAUCUUCCAUGUGAGACCAAAAUAAAAUGGAUUUGUGAAAAAGCACCAAAAUCACUGAGCUAAAAUUAAUGAAAUAAAGCAUUACAGUCCUACAUAAGCACAUGUUGCUAUCACACAA